Molecule: messenger RNA, 1131 nt
Organism: Phaethon lepturus (White-tailed tropicbird)
Lineage: Eukaryota; Metazoa; Chordata; Aves; Phaethontiformes; Phaethontidae
Product: 1,25-dihydroxyvitamin D(3) 24-hydroxylase, mitochondrial
Exons: 9
Coding region: 88-1131 (347 amino acids)
Biological process (GO): C21-steroid hormone biosynthetic process; cholesterol metabolic process; cellular response to peptide hormone stimulus
Cellular component (GO): mitochondrial inner membrane
Molecular function (GO): oxidoreductase activity, acting on paired donors, with incorporation or reduction of molecular oxygen; heme binding; iron ion binding
Source: RefSeq, a predicted model, not a curated record
UUUGGCUUUUCCGCCUCGCUGUUUUUAAUUCAAUCUAGAGAAGGAAAGGACUGGCAGAGGGUAAGAAGUGCCUUUCAAAAGAAAUUGAUGAAACCCAAGGAAGUUGCGAAACUGGACACCACAAUCAAUGAGGUCCUGGAGGACUUCAUGCACAGAAUAGAUGAUGUUUGUAACCACAAUGGACAAAUAGAAGAUGUCUAUUCAGAAUUCAACAAAUGGUCAUUUGAAAGUAUCUGUCUGGUGCUGUAUGGAAAGAGGUUUGGUCUGCUACAGCAGGAUGUAGAGGAAGAAAGUUUGAACUUCAUCAAGGCUGUAAAAACGAUGAUGGCUACUUUUGGAAUGAUGAUGGUGACUCCCGUGGAACUUCACAAGGGUCUGAACACAAAAGUCUGGCAAGCUCAUACUAAAGCAUGGGAUGAUAUAUUCAAAACAGCCAAGCACUCAAUUGACUGUCGACUGGAAAAGCACUCUGCAAACCCUCAGGAGGAUUUCCUGUGUGACAUCUAUUCUGGAGGACAGCUUUCCAAGAAGGAGCUGUACGCUGCCAUCACAGAGCUUCAGAUUGCUGGAGUUGAAACGACGGCCAAUAGUUUACUGUGGGCUUUGUAUAACAUUUCACGCAAUCCACAUGUUCAGCAGAAGCUUUUCCAGGAAAUACAGAGUGUUUUAGCUGCUAAUGAGAGUCCAAGUGCUGAGAACUUGAAGAAUAUGCCUUACCUAAAAGCAUGUCUGAAAGAAUCCAUGAGAUUAACACCAUCGGUGCCAUUUACCACUCGUACCAUUGACACAGAAAUGGUUCUGGGAGAUUAUGUACUGCCCAAAGGGACUGUACUAAUGAUAAAUAGCCAUACCCUGGGUUGCAAUGAAGAGUACUUUAAUAGCUGGACUCAGUUUAAACCAGAGCGCUGGUUUCAGAAGAACUUAAUAAAUCCUUUCUCUCACGUUCCAUUUGGCAUUGGGAAGAGGAUGUGCAUCGGGCGCCGCGUAGCAGAGCUACAGCUUCACUUGGCCCUUUGCUGGCUCAUUCGCAAAUACCAAAUUAUAGCAACUGACAACAAGCCAGUAGAAACACUCCAUUCAGGAAUACUGAUUCCCAGCCGGGAGCUUCCCAUUGCGUUUCACAGACGAUAA